AUGCACGGCAAACGCUGGCGGGAGCUGUUCGAGAAGAGGUGCCUGCAUCCCCGUGGCCUCGAGAUCAAGAUGACGGACCGCGUGAGGAGCUUCUCCUCGGCCUUCGGCAAGAAGCAGGAGGGGCGCGUGGUCGAGAUCCCGGUCGCCCUUGGCGGCCGCCGCGGGGUGAUUUUCAGCACGGAGAUGGACGACUGCGACACCCCGCUCCUGGUCAGCCUGGCGUCGCAGGAGGCGCUGGGUGCCGUGCUCCACCUGAGGGAGAUGCGGAUGGAGCUGCAGACGCUCGCCGUGGACGUGCAGCUGAUCAAGGUGGGCGGUCACUUGGCAGUGCGACUUGACGACUGGGGAGACGAUGAUGGUCACCGAUCGGCAGCAGCUUCGAGUUCGAGAUCAGCGACGGCGAUCUCGACGAAUAAGGACUCGGAGUUCUUCUGCGCGCAGUCACGGAAGGAGUCGGCCUUCGAGGAGUCCGCGAUCCGAGUCGAGGAGGAGGUUGGCCACGCCUUCCCGUCGAAGGAUCGCGGUGUGCUGGCCACCGACGCGACGGGGAUCCUCUCCAAGACGACUCGGAAGAAGCUCGAGUCCGCCUGGCGUGGGCUUCGUGGAGAGGAUCGUCGACUGCGGGAAGAGCUGCCUCGACCGAGGUUCGAGGCGGAGCGUUUCGUGACUGCCGACUUCCAGACCACGGUGGUGUUCGAGCCGUUCGGUGGGGAGCACAUCCUGACGCGCUACGGUGCGAAGGAGUACGGAUGGAUGCAGUCUCAGCCGUUGGAUGUGGACCACUCUCCCGACUACGAUUUGCUCAAAGGCCCUGGACGGGCCUUACUCUACCGAAUCCUCGACCUGCACUGGCCUUACAUCACCGUGCUGGCUUUUCCCUGUCAUCCGUGGUCCUUGAUGACCAACAUGAACAAGCGCAUAGACUGGGAUGAGCCGAUCAAGAAGCCGACAGGGUGGCUCACGAACAGCGCAGCGGUGGCGAACCAGCUGAGCAAGCGCUGUGCCUGUCCGCCCCGCGCUCACCAGCAGCUGCUCGGGAGGAACUCGGGUGGCUAUCGGGCGCCGCAGGCGGCGGCCUACCCCGUGGGCCUCGCGAAGGCCUUCUGUCGCGGCGUGCUCCAGCAGAUGCAGAUCGACUACCGCAGCUCGCUGGUCAUGGAUGCGGCCUUCCCUGUGGAGGAUGCUUUCCCGCACGAGCGUCCGCGAUCGCGGACCCCGCCGCGAGGAGAGCCUGUGCCAGAGGAGGCACACCAGGAGGGCCCGCCUCUCGGAGAGGACGCGCCGCCUGCCGAGGCGGCAGCGGAGGCCCCGGAGGCACCGGCCGAGGUGCCCGCGAGGCCCAGGCGCGGCCGGGCGCCUGCUCGACGCGAGCGCGGAGUGCCUCCUGGCGGACGUCCGCUGGGCUUCCGCCGGGGACGACGUACGCAGUACGGCGAGUUCGAGCUGCUGACGGUGGAGCUGUGCGCCGAGCUGGACACGUUCCGGAGUUGGCAUGGAAGACUACUGGAGAAGAUGGGCGAGGAUAUCGAGACGAUCAUCUGGGGCUCGGACCUCUUCCUGGAGGAGCUGGGAGGAGUCAUCAGCGAGCCGCUGAAGAUGGUGAAGGCUAGACGCGGGGGUCAGCGGCUCCAGACGGCGCAGCCACAGCUGCACGCCGCGGACGCCCCGCUCAGGAUGGUCACUACGCUCAAGGGCAACCAGCUCUUCAGGCUGGACUUCGAGGACUGGUCGCAACAGUCACUGCAAGCACGACGGCGCUGGUUGCCACGACACUUACUCGAGAACGACGUGGUGGUCUUCUACUUCGCGGGCUACGAGCGGGGCGACCUGCCCGAGGGGCCGGCUGCAGCACAGCAGCGGGACGCCUCACGGGAGAGGAAGCGACGUUGGGAGCUGUUGCCGAGGGCCGUCAAGAGGGCGAUCGAGCGGGUGCACGUGAACCUCGGGCACCCCUCACGGCCGGCGCUGCUCAGGGCGCUGCGCCUGGGCAAGGCGACGGCGGUGGCGCUGAGGGCAGCAAGGUUGUUUGUUUGCGAGAGCUGCCGGCGAGUGCAGCGACCCAGCAUCCCACGUCCGAGUCAGCUUCCGAGGGUCGACGAGUUUAACGUGCUGCUCGCGAUGGACUGCUUCGAGAACGUCGACAGCGCCGGCAACAACUGGGUGUUCCUUGGCAUCAUGUGUAUGGGGACGAACUUCCACGUGGUUUGCCUGCUGGAGGACACUCACAAGAACCCCAAGGCCUCGGAGGUCAGGAAGUUCUACAAGCUCUGCUGGGUCUCCUGGGCUGGCCAGCCGGAGGAGGCGAUCAUGGUGGACCGCGCGCGGUCCUUCCUGGGCGAGUUCGCGGACUACCUGGAGCAGGAGGGCGUGCGCCUGGACUCGGCCGCUCUGGCUUCGCCGUGGCACAUCGGCAAGAUGGAGCGCCACGACGGCAUCUGGAACUCGAUGCUCACGAGGGUGGUGCACGACAAGCAGGUGGCGGGCCUUGAGGAGAUGAGGACGGCAGUGACGGAGUGCAACAGGGCCAAGAACACGCUGGCCCGGCGGGCUGGUUUCAGCCCCUACCUCUGGGUCCUUGGCCGGGAUGUCCGACUCCCGGCGAGCCUCGCAGAUGACGCCGAGGUGGAGCGUGUAGGCGAGCAGGUGGCAGCUGCUACGCCGGGCUCACGCUUUGCCCGCAAGGUGGAGAUCAGGACCCAGUGCCGGAUGGCUUUCAUCCAGACCGACACGGAGGAUCGACUUCGACGAGCGGAGCUUCGACAGAUACGACCUACGAGAGGGCCGUUCGUUGUUGGCCAGUGGGUACUUUUCUACGACCAAGCGCAGCCAGUCAAACAUCGACCAGAGCAUCCAGACAACUGGCGAGGGCUGGCGCGCGUGAUCGGACAUGAGGGACGGCAUGGAGUGUGGCUUGCUUUCCGUGGCCUCACCGUGCUCGCGAGCCCGGAGCACCUGGCUGCAGCGACCGGCCACGAGAUCCACGCCUGGAGAUCGAUCGCACAGGAGCAGAAGUUGGUGCACGACGCGCCCGUCAGUGGCGGCAGCGGCUUCGUGGACUUGCGAGGUCGGCCCAAGCCCCCCGCCGCAGCGGGGCAGGAGCCCGCUGAGCAGGGCGACGAGAGCGGCAUGGACGUCGGGCCGCAGGCGGGGGCGCCGGAGGAGCCGCGGCCCGCCCCGGCUCCGCCUGAGCCGGAGGCGCCUCAGGCCCCGCCUGCGGCGGAGGCUCCUCGCGCGGCUCCAGCCGCGCCCGAGCCGCCUGCGGCGCCAGCCCCAGCGGUGGGGGCUGAGAACGUGCCCGUGCCGCCCGACCUGGACUUCGACGCGAUGGAGUUCGACGCAGCGAUGCAGGACAUCAUGAGAGAUGACGGCGACGAUGACUGGCACCCUGACUCCCACGGGGUGCAGACGGAGCCCGAGCCGGGGGCCUCUCGGCAUCGGCGUCCUGGGAGUCUCCUGGAGGAAGAGGAGACUGAGGAGCGCCGCGAGCGGGAGGCCAAGCGACGGCGCCUGCUGGACGACGUCCCUGUCUCGAUCCGACAGGGGACUGCAGGAUCCAGCCUCUCUGCGCCUGUCGACUCGGCGAAGUUCGUGCUGGACAAUGACCUGGAGGAGUUCAUGGAGGCCGGCUUUGAGACUUACCAGCAGGGUGAGGCCUUCUUUGUCCAGGAGGGCAUUGGCAAGGAGGAGUUCAUCUUCGGGCUGAUGCGGAAUGAUUUCGAGCACGCUUUUCUGACGAAGAAGCCUGGUAGGAAGGAGAUCAAGCUCGGCAGCUUGCCUGAGGAGCAACGCCGGAUGUUCAUGGAUCGAGGUGGCAGUCGUGAUGCAGAGUGGCGAUCCUGGCAGGACUUUGAUGCGGCUGAGCCGAUCCCGCCGGAUGAGAGUGAGUCGAUCCGCGCGGACAAGGCCAACAUCAUCAUCCCGAUGCGCUGGGUGGAUACCGACAAGAACGACGGGAAGUAUGAUGAGGCCGGAGCCCCUCUGCCGCUGCUCGCGAAGAGCCGCCUGCCGGCGCUCUUCUACAGGCGCAUGGGCGGGCAGCCGAAGGGCCUCGCGGUCUCGCACGUUGACGACGUGCUGGUGGCGAGGAUGAAGGACAUGCAGCUGUCGGACCUCUCGCCGAAGGUCCUGGGUACGUUCCAGUGGAAGUGGAGCGAGCUGCCCUUCACCUUCCGCGGCCGUGAGCUCUCCAGUGAUCCGAGAGGUUUUCUGGUUAAGAUGGUGAACUGCGCAACUUCCAUCAAGCCGAUCAAGAUCCCAGCAGGACGAAGGAAGCAGUUGCAGGAGGACUUGAACGAGAACGAGGCGAAGGAGCUGCUGAGGGUAUCUGGUGAGAUCGGCUGGCUAGGUCGACAGUGCCGACUCGACCUGGCCUUCCUCUCAGGCGAGCUGCAGAGGGCCCGAGCGGCCCCGUGCGUGGCGGACCUGGUGAAGGCGAACCUGGCGGUGUCUGAGGCCAAGAAGGGCGCUGAGGUCGCGUUGGUCUACCCGGCCAACCUGAGGCUGUCCAGCGCCGUGAUUGGCGCGGCCGUGGACGCAGGCCACGCGAACGGCCCAGAGCACGACGACAUCGAGCGCUACAAGAGCUGUGGUGGCCACGUGGUGCUCCUCACGACCGACGGCAUCCUGGCCGGACACCAAGCACCAGUGGCAGUGCUGGAUUGGAAGAGUGGCAUGACGCAGCGCGUGUGCCGCUCAACCUUGGCGGCCGAGGCCACUCACCUGGCCGAUGCGGUGGAGGCCGUCGACUGGGCGGCAGUGCUGUUUAGAGAGGCUAUGAAUGUCUCAGUGGAUUUGCUCAACUGGCAGGGGGAGGUGCAGCGGCUUCCUCGCUUUUGGGCAACAGACGCCAAGUCCGUCUACGACCACCUCACGAAGGAGGGCUCGGCUAAGAGCAAGGACAAGAGAAUGGCGAUCGAGGGUGCCUUGCUCAGAGAGGUACUACGCUGCGAGAACACCCACCUCAGGUGGAUUGACGGCUCGCAGAACAUUGCAGAUGUGCUGACGAAGCUGGGAGUGGACAAGGUCUACCUCUACAAAGUACUGCGGGAGGCCAAGUGGAGCCUGGUGCAGGACCCGGCGGCAGCGGCGAUCAAGAUGAAGAAGAGUAUGCAACGUGCCAGCCGCAAGACCGCCAUCGACACGAGGAAGACGGAGAAGAGGCAGCAGGACAAACUCGUGAGAGCUAAUGAGAU
This is a messenger RNA of Prorocentrum cordatum, 5192 nucleotides long. The record is from the annotation of a GenBank genome assembly. NCBI's taxonomy places the organism in Eukaryota, Dinophyceae, Prorocentrales, Prorocentraceae.